Molecule: messenger RNA, 6924 nt
Organism: Biomphalaria glabrata
Lineage: Eukaryota; Metazoa; Mollusca; Gastropoda; Planorbidae
Product: A-kinase anchor protein 17A-like
Exons: 11
Coding region: 322-4065 (1247 amino acids)
Source: RefSeq, a predicted model, not a curated record
GCAAUUAUUACGGAUAACUUUUCAGACUGAAUGAAUAGAUCAUAUGUAGAUCUAGAAGAUAUAAAUCUAGAUCUAGACUAGAAUCUAUAUUUCAGUAUAGACUCUACUACUCUAGAUCUGUAUAGGAUAUUACCCUUUAUAGAUCUAUAUAGACUGUUUCAUUUAUAUCUAGAUUUUCUAGAUAUCUCUAGACUAAUAGACUAAUUAUAAAGUAUCAAAGUAAAGUUUAGUAAAGCACUCUGACUCUGUGAAUAGUAGUGUGAUAAGUGUGAACUUCAUACAGUGAAGUCUGUUUGAGAAACAGAGCCAUUUAACAUUACAAUGGCCAAUACCACAGUGUGUACAGAUACUUCUGAGGCUGUUGAGCUGUUUGAAUCUCAAGGGCUUUUCUUGAAGCCAGUUGCAAAAGUUAAUAUUUGUGUUCAACUACCACAAUUAAAAACAGCUGGAAAGACUAUUUCUAAUUGGGAAGUUAUGGAAAAGGUGAAACACAUGGUCAGACCUGAAGUGUUCUUAACCCUGAAAAUAUUCAAAAGUACUCUAGAAUUUAUACGACUGGAAGGUGAAAUAGAAAACAAAAGUAGAAUUCACAACAUAAUUCUAAAAUUAGAUGGAAAGACUAUCAAGCUGAGUGGAUUCACUGAAAUACUUAAGGUUCGAGCAGCUGAAGCCAAGGUCAGUUUCCCAACUCGGCAUGACUGGGACUCUUAUUUCAGAGAUGCUAAAAAUAUGAAUGAAAUGAAGCCAGGAGAGCGCCCUGACACCGUCCACUUGAAGGAUUUACCAACUAUAUGGUUUGCUGCCAGGCAUUCAGACAAGGAUCUCAACAGUAAGGAAUUAAAACCAAACGAGGCAGUUGUACGUUCUGUCUUUCAAACAUUUGGUGAAAUUAGGUGCAUAGACAUUCCAAUGCUUGAUCCCUAUCGAAAGGAGAUCUGUGCUAAUUUAAAGAAAAGUUCCAUCCAGACAUUUUCUUAUGGACAAGACUUGACGUUUGAGUGUUACAUACAGUAUAUGGAUUAUAUCAGUUUUGUGAAGGCUAUGGACUCGCUUAGGGGGAUGAAGCUCUUGUACAAAGGAGAAGAUAAAGCUCUCACAGCAAUCAUCAAAGUGGAUUUUGACAAAACCAAACACUUGUCUGAGAAAAAUAUCAGGAGGCGUAGGAUAGAAAGAGAAAAACUAGAAGCACUAGAGAGAGAACGAUUGGAGAGAGCUAGAAGAGAAAGAGAAGAAGAAGAAAGGAGAAAAGAGGAAGAAAGGCGAAAGAAAGAGGAGGAAGAGAGGGAAAAAGAGCGUAAAAGACAAGAAAAACUUCAGCGGAAAGAAGAGAGAAGGAAAGAGAGGGAAGAGAAGAGAAGAAGAAAGAAAAUUGAGAAGAAACAAAGGGAAGAGGAAGAAAGAAUGCAGUACAAAAUAGCCCUUGAAGAGCGCAGGUUUUUAAUUGCUCAGAGAAAGCUAGAAUCUCUCCGUCUGUUGUCUGAGUUAUUUGAGCGUAUAAAGGUUCUUAGAGUGAAAAAAUAUUUAGAGAUAAAAGAGAAAGAAUUAGAAGAAGAGAGAAAACAGCAGGUGGAGGAUGCCAAGAAGAAACAGCUGGAGGAUGAAAUGAAGAAAGAAGAGGAAAAGAAGUUUAAGAAGCUGAAGCUUCAACAGCAGGAGCAUGAGCUUCGUGAGAAAAUUUUAAAGAAUUUUAAAGCUAAGGAGGAGCAACUUCAGGAAAAACAAAGAGAGGAAUUAAGAAAGAAACUAGCUGGAACAGGUAAACUCAAAAGUGCUGUCAUCAUGAAGAAAGAGGUCAGUGGUGCUACUAAAAAGAAGAAGAACUUGGCAAACCAACUGACUGACGAUAUCAACACCCAAGAGACUGGCUCAACCAGUGCAAGUACAGAAGACAAUAGCCCAGUCAAAAAGAAGGCUCCGACUACAAAACGUAUCAUCAUGAAGACCACAUCUAAACCUGCUGUAACCAAGAAGGCUGGCCCCAAAGGUCAGAAAAUCAAGCCAUCUAAGCUGGAAGAGGCGGCUUCUUCGUCUUUCUCUCAGGAUUCAUCCUCAGAAAGUGAGGAGAUGGAUGAGGAGGAGGACAGUGAAGACAUGGACAUUGAGAGUGCUGACUUUGUAGAGGGGGACAAGAAAAAUGUUAAAAGGGUUGGAGGUACAAGUAGUGUGAUGGAAAGGGUCCUUAAUGCCAACCGAAUGCGGGCUUGGAGAGAACCAGGCGACUAUUUGGACAGCCCUGUACCAAAAGCAGCUCGGGGCAGAGGAAGAGGAAGGGGAUCUAAAAGGGGGAUGGUGCGAGGCAGAAAGGCUGAUAGGAAUGUAGGAAGUGAGAGAGAAAAGAGUACCAAUAAAGAAAGGAGCAGGAGUAGAGAGCGGAGCAGGUCUUACAGUAGAGAAGCAAGCAGGUCCUACAGCAGGGAGCGGAGCAGGUCCUACAGCAGAGGAAGAAGUAAGAGCAGUGAGCCAGGGGACAUUCGCGUGGGGCACAGACCCAAAAGACUUUUGAGAGGUGGACUUAUGCCUCCUGGCAUGAUGCCCCUGCCACCUGGCCCUCACCCAAUGAUGUUCCAUCUGCCUCCCUUUCCCAUGCCUUUCCGCCCACCAUUCCCAAUGAGAGGUAGAGGCCCACGUGGCAUGCCGCCGAUGCUGAUGCGUGGUGGCCCAAAUAGCAUGAGAGGGAUGAGGCUGCCAUUGCCACCCCCAGGGUUUCGUGGAGGGCUGAAUGUUUUCAACAAAAGCUACCUUCGCAAAUACAACCAGUUCCUGGGCAUGGGGAAUCAGUUAAGAGACAUGACAGGCAGGUAUGCUCAGCCUCUUCAAGUACCUCCUCCACCAAUGCCUCAUUUUGGGGACAAGAGAGACAGCUUUAGGGGAAGCAGGAGGGACAGGCAGAGGCGUAGGGGCCAUGAGAAGAGCUCUAGGAGGAGAAGCAGGCACAGCCGCAGCAGAAGUGGUAGCAGCAGAGAAAGAAGCAGGAGCAGCCACAGAAGUGAUGACAGUGAUUACAGUAGAGACAGAAGUAGAAGUAGGCGCAGGAGCAGAAGUGAUGAUAGUAGAGACAGGCAUAGGAGUAGUAGCAGGGAUAAGAGUAGAGAUCGCAGUAGAAGUAAAGAUAGGAGCAGAAGUAAAGAUAGAAGCAGAAGUAGAGACAGGAGUGGAAGCAGAAGUAAAGAUAGGAGCAGAAGUAAAGAUAGAAGCAGAAGUAAAGAUAGGAGCAGAAGUAAAGAUAGAAGCAGAAGUAGAGAUAAGAGUAGAAGCAGAAGUAGAGACAGGAGUGGAAGUAGAGAUAAGAGUAGAAGUACAGAUAGAAGCAGAAGCAAGAGUAGAGACAGAAGCAGAGAUUUGAGCAGAAGUAGAGAUAAAAGUGGAAGCAAAAAUAGGAGCAGAAAUAAAGUUAGGAACAGAAGCAAAGAGAGGAGCAGAAGUAAUGGCAGAAGCAAAAGUAAGGAAAGACAAGAAAAGAAUGAAGACAGAAGCAAAGACAGGCAGGAAAGAACUGAGGAUAGGAGCAGAAGUAUAGAUAGGCAGGAAAGAAGUCAAGAUAGGUAUGAAAGAAGCAAAGACAGGCAGGAAGAAAGUAGAGACAGUACCAGGAGUAAGGACAGAAAACAAGACAAUAGCAGAAGUAAGGACAGAAAAACAGACAAAGUUUCAGAUAAAAGUAGAAGUAGAGAUAAGUCUGAAAGAAUAGAUGAUAAAAGUAAGAAUGAGUCAACAGACAGACGCAGCAGGAAGUCAGAAAAAGUUGAUGAUAAAAAAGGUAAUGAUGGAAAAGUAAGAGAUAAAAACAGCAACAGAAGCCAAAGUAAGGAUAGGAAGUCAGAUGACAGCCAACGAAAGGAUAAAAGGACAGAACCAGGUCAAGACAGAAGCAGAAAAAGUGAUGAGAAGCUAGAAAGAAAAAAGGAUAGAAGCAGCAGCAAAGAAAAAAGGAGAGGUGUUAGUACAGAUAAAAGAAAUAAAAGUAAAAAUAAUGAAACAGAUAAUGUAGAGGAAACAUUUACAGACUUUUCAGACAGCAGUAGUAAAUACGAUGACCCUGUAAUGGAACAAAUGUUGGAUCAAUAAUUUACUUGCCUGUCUAUUCAUUCAGCUCUAAAGAAUCAGUUACAUUAGGUGAAGAAACAAUGUGACUGUCUAAAAGAAGGAUAUUCCAUGAUAAGCUAAAAAAAAAACAAAUUUUGGACAGAACAAGUGAUAAUUCUUUCUUGACAAACAUAGUGAAGCAAAGAUAGCCUUUGUAGUUUGUUGCUAUGUAAUAUAUCCUAUCAAAACUGAUUUGGUGGUACACUGAUGCUUUCCUAGUCCUUAAUGUGUGUUCCAAAACUCAAAGAGUUUGGUCGGGUUGUGUUUUAAAACUUGUUGCACAAUAUAUCACAAGUUGUUCACUUAUUGGUGCCAAAGCCCAGAAUGAAACCAUUUCAAUACUACUUGCAGUCUAUGGCAUCUUAUGUCUGGAGAUCUUUUCCUUUGCAACUUCUGAUGUGAGACCAAUCACAUCCAUACUACGUGCACUACUUCUUAUCUUAUAUAAUACAGACGUUACUUCAAAAAAGAUGAUGAUUACGUCCUACACGUCAAUUGUAAACUAUGGCCCCAUUCAAUUCCCUGCUUGUGUACUUCUCUAUUAAGUGUUAUCUCUGGUUUUUAAAUCUUUUUACUUGAAGGUAUUUAAAAAAGACAUUUUUUUUUCUUAGAUAAUAAAUUUUACAUUAUAAAAUAACAUACACUUUGAGUCAGAAGAUUAAAAAAAAAAAGAAAUUGCAGAAUUUUACAUGUACGUUCAGUCCCAUUGUCAUUCAACUAGUUUCAUAUAUUCAGGACUGUAUACUAAACAAUGGUUAGUGCCAUUCAGAUGAUGAGCUCUAAUAUUGAUUCCCUUCUAGUGGCUUUUUAUUCGUCUUUGAAUCCCCCAAAACUUUUGUCUAUAAUGAUCAAAGGGUCACCUAACUGAUCACACUACCAUCAACAUGUCCAGAUCUGAAUUCACUUUCUUUUUUUAAUCUAAUUUUUAGAAUUGUUAUUGUGGCUGUCCUGAAAUAAUUUUUUGUUGGCUUAAUGACAUAGUAGUUUUAUUCCCUCAAUAUCUAGAUACUGUCUAGCUUGUUUAACAAGCUAUUUUUCUUAACCAUUUUUCAGCCAACUGAAGCCUUUGUAUUUUUAUAAACUGUUUACAUCCUUGUAUGACUUAAGCAUGCAUUUGAUGUGUGUGAAAGCUAAAUUUAGCCUUGGUUAUAAAUGUUCCACAAAGAAGGCACUAAUACCCUAAGUCUUGGUUGUAAAUGUUCCACAUUAGUUGAUGAAAUGUUCACUUUUCAUUGUGAUAACUAUUUAGUUUGUUUACACAUUUUAAGAAAUCUGUAAUAUCUAGCAACUACUUUGUCAUGAAUUCAUUUGGAAAAGCUUCCACGCCCUCUGUAAAGUCAGCACUUGUUAUAGCAAAGUUUUUAGAUAAAGAUCCUGGUUGUUUUUAAGUAAGUUUCCUAAGGGCUGUGGUAAUAAAUUGGCCACAUGUGGGAUGUGUGGCCAAGAUGCUAAGUACACUUGAGCUUGACUUGGCUACCUAUCAAGGGGGCUUGAGGUUCAGCAUUGACCAGCGCCCCCCCCCCUCAGUCCACACGAGUUUGGGCCAUAGCGCUCUGAGCAUGUUAUAAGCUUGAAAGUUGUGCUAUAUAAAACUAUUUAAAAAAAAAUCAUUUACAACUUCUCUAUUUCUAAUUAAUUGGGAUGAAUUUUGAUAUAACAAAACUUUUUUUGUUUUUUUUUUUGUUUCAUAAUCUUUGUCUUUUCUUGAAUGGAUGUAUUUUAUAUUACGAAACUGUCACAUGCCAUCUGUGAUAUAUUGUGUAGAAGGAGACAGGAUUCAAUUCACUCGAAAUAAUAAGACAUAUCUUAGGUGCUUUUGUAAUGCAGAAAGUCAUCCUUGUCAAUACAGACGGCCACUAUUGCUGUGAUGCAGGUGGCCACCUUUGUUAUUGCACUAAACAAAUGGAAGAAAAGUUCAUAUAAUCUUUAUUAUGAACUGCAUGUGACUAGUCUGUAUACCUCAUUUUGAAAGCUACCAUGAGUUCAGAUGAUUCUAUUGAGUUCAGAUUAUUCUAAUACCAGUAUAUCUUACAAUUGCAAGUUGUAACCAACUUGUGUCUUGAGGACAUUCACUUUGUCAUUUUAGCUGAGCACUUUGAUGCAUUUAUAAAAUUGGGACAGAAUUGGGGGCCAUAUUUAGCCACCAAAUUUACUUAAAUACUUGUAAUUACUUUUGUUAUGCUUGGUACCAUAUUAAACAUUAACUUUAGGUAUUCCUUUUAAAUUCUACUGCACUGACAUAAAAUGUUUCCUACUAUCUGAGAUUCAAAUAAAAUUCAUCAUUGAUGCAUGUACUCAUGUACAGUGAUGGUUAGUCAAACAGUCUAGUAGCUGAUUUCAUUGCCAGCUUUGGCAGAACUGGUAUCGUUCCAUGGACAAACAAAAUUGUUUGGCUAUACUUGGUUUGAGAUUUUUGCCAACUUUUUUUUUUAACAAUCUGCUACAUUUAGCAAUACCGGGUAUCAAACAGUUCAACAUUUUGUUAAGAAUGUUUUUUGUUAGUUUGUAAAUAGUGUGCUCAUUGUUUUUUUAAAUUAGCAUAAAAGGUUUGCCAAAAGGAGCAAUAACUAUGAAUGUCUUCAUUAAAUAUGCUGUUGGUCUGUGAAAUGCAUUCUUGUCAUUCAUGAGUACUAGAAAUGUCUUAGUUCAGCAGGCAUAGUGUGUGUGUGUGUAUUUAGUACUGUAUAUAUUUAUGUACAUUUGAUCUCCCCUUCCCCUAUCUGGUUCAAGUAAAAAUGCUUUUCGUGUGUGAAUGCUGUUACAAGAUCUGCUUGAUAUAUUAUUUUUUUUUGUAAAAAAAAAUUACAUGAAUUUCUUGGAAUAAAGAUGAUUGUUCCAGUA